AUGACUAAGGAAGACGAGCUGCGGACGUCUGCCGGGGAGCGGUGCGGCGUUCUCACGGAAUGCACGGCGUCGCACAACGACAACGAGACGGACGAGGAACUUCUGCUGAAGGAGGACGCGCAGAGUCCGCGCCGGAAGGUCGUCGUCUGCAAGGACAUCAACAAGAACGGCGUCGUCGGCGACCUGACAUCGACGACGGCGAGGAAGAAACGCGGCAACGAGCGCAUCACGGUGAACGUGAGCGGACUACACUUCGAGACGCGAGCGCGGACUCUGAACCGCUACCCGGCGAGUCUGCUGGGUGACCCCGUGAAGCGGGUUCGUUACUUCGACUCUCUGAAGAACGAAUACUACUUCGAUCGUCACCGACCCAGCUUCGACGCCAUAUUGCAUUUCUACCAGAGUAAAGGGCGCCUCAAGCGGCCGACGAACGUACCGAUGGAAGUCUUCAUCGGCGAAAUCAAAUUCUUUCAACUCGGCGACAAGAUUCUAGAGCAAUACUUAGAAAGCGAGGGCAUCGUGAAGGAGCUACCCAGCGAACUUCCCAGCAACCCGACGAUGCGCUGUAUCUGGAUGCUGUUCGAGCAUCCGGACAGCUCGUGGGCCGCUCGCAUCGUCGCCGUCAUUUCUAUCAGCGUCAUUGUCUGCUCCGUCAUCACAUUCUGCAUCGAAACACUACCGCAGUUCGGUAAGCCGGUAGAGGACGACGGCGGCGACAACAACGGUACGGCGCCGACGUUGAAGACGCGGCAGGAGAUUGAGGACAUGCUGCUACAUGAUCCGUUCUUCAUCACGGAGACGGUGUGCGUCAUGUGGUUCGCGCUCGAACUCUUCAUGCGCUUUAUCAGCUCGCCGAACCGCUGUAAGUUCUGGCAGAGCUUCAUGAACGUCAUCGACCUGACGGCGAUCAUCCCGUACUUCAUCAGUCUGACGGUGGCGUUCGCCGAACGCAGCGGCGACAUGGGCGGCAUGAGUCUCGCCGUACUGCGCGUGCUCAGACUCGUGCGUGUUUUCCGCAUCUUCAAGCUGUCGCGGCACUACAAGGGACUGCAGGUGAUCGGACAGACGCUGCGAGCCAGCAUCCCCGAGCUCGGUCUCCUCAUCUUCUUCCUCAUCAUUGGUAUGAUCCUGUUUGCGAGCGCAGUCUACUUUGCGGAGUUGGACAAUAAGAAAACGCAUUUCACCAGCAUCCCGGCGGCGUUCUGGUGGGUUGUCGUAACCAUGACAACGGUCGGCUACGGUGACAUGUACCCACAGACGGAGUGGGGUAAGCUGGUGGGUUCUGUGUGCGUGAUAUCGGGCGUGCUCACCAUAGCUCUGCCCGUGCCAAUCAUCGUCUCUAACUUCGACUACUACUACCAUCGCCACGUCGACAGUGCGGAGUUCUACGGUGAGGAUGACGACGCUGAGCUCGUGAAGGAUGCUGAGAAGGGGAUGGCUUCAGAUACGGAGGAUGACGUCGAUACGGAAGACGAGACGAAGGUGUGA
Priapulus caudatus is the source of this 1488-nucleotide messenger RNA. RefSeq names its product shaker-related potassium channel tsha2-like. Gene Ontology annotation, biological process: protein homooligomerization; potassium ion transmembrane transport. Gene Ontology annotation, cellular component: voltage-gated potassium channel complex; membrane. The coding region runs from base 1 to 1488 and encodes 495 amino acids. NCBI's taxonomy places the organism in Eukaryota, Metazoa, Priapulida, Priapulimorpha, Priapulimorphida, Priapulidae. The record is from RefSeq and is a predicted model, not a curated record. The transcript has 2 exons. Gene Ontology annotation, molecular function: delayed rectifier potassium channel activity.